Messenger RNA from Leptinotarsa decemlineata (Colorado potato beetle), 2423 nucleotides. RefSeq names its product sickie (gene sick). The record is from RefSeq and is a predicted model, not a curated record. Gene Ontology annotation, biological process: nervous system development; neurogenesis. NCBI's taxonomy places the organism in Eukaryota, Metazoa, Arthropoda, Insecta, Coleoptera, Chrysomelidae. Gene Ontology annotation, molecular function: ATP hydrolysis activity; protein binding; ATP binding.
UUUGACAUAUUUUAAUGUUUGACAACAUCAAAAAAUGUGAAAUCAAUUUUGUAUAUUAUCAUUAGAAAUUGUUAACCAAUAACAUUUCUUUGAUUCCAGGCUCAUGUAGUGUCGGCUUUCGAGCAAAGUCUAACUUCCAUGACACAAAGGCUCCAACAUCUAACAGCAACAUCAGAGAAAAAAGAAUCCGAACUGCAAGAGCUUCGGCAGGCGAUGGAUUCCCUUCGCGCCCAAUCCAUCCAAGCUGGUAUCGGCACUGGUCUAGCGAGACAACCAUCUUCAGACAGUGUUUCAAGCCUUUCGUCUGCCUGUAGCCUAGAUAAACACGACAAAAAGAAAAAGAAAGGCUGGCUCCGAAGCUCUUUCACUAAAGCUUUUUCGAGAAAUGCCAAAGUUACCAAAGUACAAUGCCAGAGUGAAGGAGAAACAGAAAGGACGCACAGCCCUUUGCCUUCUGCUCCGACAGAUGCCGGUCAGGAAGUAGCAGAGUUGCAGAAACAACUGAGGGAGAAAGAUCUAGUCUUGACGGAUAUUCGAUUAGAGGCCUUGAGCUCCGCUCAUCAACUGGAGAGUCUGAAGGAUACCGUAAUGAAGAUGAGAAGUGAAAUGUUGAGUCUGAAACAAAAUAAUGAACGACUACAGCGUAUGGUCAGUGGGUCCACCAACCAACCUGCCGAUUUGUCUGAUACCAGAAGUAACAAUAGUUUAGAUGCCUUAAGUGACCUCAUACAAACAGAAGACCCCGCCCCUGAAGUUGAAACGGAUGGUAAACGAAUAGCCAUAUCAGUUUAUCUGGGACAACCACAAAGCUUCGAAAAGUAUUAUGUAAGACAUUACGGGUACGAUGGUGUUAGUGAUAAUGCUAAUACAGAAAUUUCAAUAGCUCAUACAACCAUUGGUGCAUCUUCGUCCUGGGCUCAGCUGGAUAACGCAGUGAGAAGAGCAUUCAAACAGUACGUUGCUAGAUUAGAUCCUGGAGGAGGUCUUGGGUUGGGUAGUGAUGCAAUAGCCAGUUACAAAUUGGGGGAAGCGGAACGUAAACCGGACUCAGGUCCCCCAGAUCUCCUGCCAGUGGGAUAUGCAGUUGGGCGGGUGAAUACUUUGCAUGUUGUGCUCCAACCCGUCGCAGCCUUGGCAUUUGAAGCUUUAAUUCCGAAGGGAGUCGCACAGAGGCUGGUAUCCUUGCUAGCAGAACAUCGGCGGCUGGUACUUUGCGGUGCUCCUGGUACUGGGAAAACUCACCUCGCUACCAGAUUAGCAGAGUUUCAUGCACAGAGUUUAGGUAGAGAUCCCGCUGAAGCCGUUGCAACAUUCAAGCUGUCCACUUGAACUUGAUGCAGCAAGAGCAUGGUUCGCAAAUGUAUGGAACUACUCCCUUGCACCCUACCUUCGAGAAGCUGCGAGAGAAGGACUUCAAUUAUACGGGAGGCGAGCUCCUUGGACGGACCCAACCCAAUUCAUUUUGGAAACGUAUCCUUGGCCUGGCGCAGCUCCGCAAGGUCUCACCACAAUAUCGGCCAAAGAUGUAGGAUUAGAAGUGGGUCCUACAGCCCAGGCAGACAAUGAGGGUGAUCCCCUCUUAAACAUGUUGAUGAGAUUACAAGAAGCAGCAAACUAUUCAAGUCCACAUUCAAAUGAUUCGGAUUGUAAUAGUUUGGAUUCAAAUGUGACCCACGGAAGUAACGUUGGAGCAGAAAGUGUGUCAUGAAAUGAAAUUACCGAUAUAUUACCAAAUAUUGGGUAGAAAUUAUGAGCCUUACUGAUUUUGAAGAAAUGUUACUAUACUAUUGACAAUAUAUAAACGUUUGCAUAUACCACCAAUCGAUACAAUGCUUAUACAGGCAUUUGGUUGACAGAUUUUUAAAUUACUUUUUCAUGUCAGACAUUAACUCAUUCAACUGCUUCAAAACAAAUCCUAUGUGAAUUUAUUCAUCCUUAUCAUUUCAAUACACCUUAUUACUCGCCUAUUCAUGUUAAAUAUGUUAUUGAAUUGCAUUGUACAAUAAAAUAAUAUAUGAAAAAUCAUCUGAAAUUUAAAAAAAUGUGACUUCAAAUUUAACGGUACAGACGAUAAUCAAAGCUGUAGUAAAAUUGAAAUAUAUAAAUAUGACUAUAACAAAGUGCUUGCUACUAGUAGUAGGGUCGAUAUUAUUUAUUAUUUAUUUUUGAGAAAUAUACGAUUUUGAAAUUGUGCAUGUAAUUUUUGCUAAGUAGGAAUGAAUCUUGUGAAAUUUCAGAGUGUCAAAUCGACAUGAUAUUUUAGAAAAGACUAAAUCUAGUCAAGAAUCAGUCGCCGUCACAAUUUCUGGUAUGUGUAUUUCUCAGUUUUUCUGUGUUUUUACAUGAUUUUUUUCUGGUCAAAGACAGCCAUUUAUGUACAUAUGUUAUUUAUUUAUAAAAAAUAAAUGUUCUCUAUAAUUUGU